Phymastichus coffea is the source of this 2089-nucleotide messenger RNA. RefSeq lists its product as uncharacterized. Gene Ontology annotation, cellular component: plasma membrane. Gene Ontology annotation, biological process: Ras protein signal transduction; positive regulation of GTPase activity. The record is from RefSeq and is a predicted model, not a curated record. Gene Ontology annotation, molecular function: guanyl-nucleotide exchange factor activity. NCBI's taxonomy places the organism in Eukaryota, Metazoa, Arthropoda, Insecta, Hymenoptera, Eulophidae.
AUGGCCAGCCGAAUCCGCAAGCUGCUCCUCGCCGAGUACGAGGGGCUGGUGGCGAGCGAAGGCCUGAUCCUCGAGUCGCCGUUCGCCGAAACGACGCGCGACGGUCGGGGCUUGCGCGAGGUCCAGCUCGGGCUCACCUCCAGCAAGCUCCUCGUGGCGUCCGACAAUCUCGGAGACGGCAGCGCGUUCCGCUGCGCGAGGGUCGUCGACCCGUGGAUCGAGAGCUUGGAGCUCAAGUCGGCCUAUCCGCUGGAGUGCGUGAAGCUCAGCGUGUUUCGGCGAAGGAAGAGGAGAGCCCUGGAAGCGCGGUCUGCCUCGCUCACCCGUCCCGCGCUCGAUUCCCCGAAUGAAGGAGCGCCAUUGGAAAAUUCGCGCAGAUUGGUCGACGGCCGAGCGAAGUACUUCGAGCUCGGAGGUCUGGGCUGUCGAGCGAAGAGCUGGAACGAGUGGUGCGCGCAAGUCCACCGACUGCUGCGGACCUCUGAGACGGCCACGCGUCGACAGUCGUGCGCCGGUUGGACGAGGAAGUACCUGUACUUGGGGCCGGAUUACGAGGAACUCUGGAACCCACGCUACGCCCCGAGACCCGUCGCGCUCGCCGGCGCGACGAGCUCGCAGACCGUCAAGCACGAUUCGAUAGCUCGAGCCUCGACCGGGUCCCCUCGCGAGACGGUCGCGCGCCGAGUGGCUCGCUUCGCCGAGGGUGUCGACGAGAACUGCGUGCACUCGCUGUACAUCCGAGUCGCUCGAUCGCCUCCCGAGGACCCGCCGAUCCCCCAGCGUAGCCUCUCGCCGAGCUCGCGCUUGCUCCGCGGCUUCGGGCCGUGGUCGAUCGAGCCCGGCGAGCGCGUUUCCCUGCAGUCGCGCUUGACGCAAAGUCUCGCUCGCGUGCGCCGACGAUCGCCCGAGUCGCGCCUGCCGAUAUCGCGACGUCAGCUGGCGCGAGCUACGGCCUCGCUCGCCAGUCUCAAGCCGCGAGCUUCGACGGGGAGCGCGCUGCUGUUCUGGACGACGGACUACUGGUACAGACCGAGAGCCGCCGCGGAAGUCUACAGGGACGCGAGGAGACACUUGAAAGGAUUAAGGGAGGGGCGAGUGCGCGACUCUCGACAUUCGAGCCUCCGUUUGUCGCUUUGCCAGCGUUUGCCUUUAUUUUCGAGCUAUCGCCGUCACAGUACAACCGCUCGUCUUCGCCAGCUAUUGAAACCUGGCCGACGCGUCACGCUGCACGGCCUCUCGAGCACAACGCUCUCGCGCCAGCUGACACUCGUCGAGUGCGAGCUUUUCGCUCGCGUGGGCGUCCACGAGGUGAGGACGCUCGCUCGCCGUCGCGAGCCACGCGACGUGCCGAACUUCGCGGCUUGGGUCGCUUUCGCGCACAGGCUCGCGUGUCUGCUGCAGAGCGAAGUGCUACGGGCGUCCCAGGUGAAAGAACGAUCGAGAUUAGUGUUGAGGCUGAUCAGAACAGCGGACAAGUGCUUGGAAGAGGGCAAUUUCCAGUCGGCCAGCUCGGUCGUCGCUGCCCUGCAGUCGCCGGCUGUCUACAGGCUGAGGGCAACAUGGGCGUACCUGAGGACACACCACGAGACAGAGUACAAGACGAUGACGAAGCUGAGCAAGCUGUUCGCGAACACAAGGGCGAGGCGUUAUCGAGACGCUUGGAUGAACAAUCGUCGAUCGUCGAUACCAAGUGUCGCCGACGUUACCGCGAUGAUACUGGGAUUGGAGGAGACGGAGAGCAAGGUUGACGGUGAUUGGAGGACUCUGGGAAUGAGGCAUGACGGCGAAGCGUGGAUGGUCUUUCGAAUGAGAAAUGAUCGUCGACAAAUCACGCAGGAGCGGCUGCUGGAGCUCGACGACACUCCGACGGGCAAGAUCGAUCGGCUGGUCGGUUGGCUAGAGGAUUGCCAGAGUCGCGCGUUCAGCCGCGACUAUCCAGGCGAGCCUCUCGCUCGGGAAUUCCUCCUGAAAGCCAGAUAUCGCGAAGACUGCGACAACUUUCUGCUGAGUGUCUGCCUCGAGCCAUCAAAUCAAGCACAACAUUGAUCAAUAAAAAUCUCAUUUUAUUCACAUAGCUUUGCUUUCCACA